UAAAGAGGAGAGAGCGGAGCAGGGCUGAACAAUAGAGACAGGCAGACGGGAGAGAAGGAGGACCAGCUGCUGCUGCUGCUGCUGGAGAAGGAGAACCGGAGGCUGAGGCAGCUUGAACCCCUGUCCCCGAGCCAGAGAGGAGGCGAGCAGCCCCGCCGAGGGAAAGGGCUACCAUGGGGGAGCCGGCAGAAGGCUCCCCCAGCCCUCCCCGAGCCUCGGCUUGAAGCUGGGCAUCAUCUCCCCCGGCUCCGCUGCCCCCAUCCCGCACCAGCCCGUUCUCGAAACCCCAAUUCCUUGGGAUCUGAUCGCUUCUGUCUCUGGGCACCGGGUCCCCGCCGCCCUCGCCCUCGCUCCCAAGGAGGAGACGAGACGCCGGCCCUCCGUUUCACUUCCCGGGGGCUGCCCGCAGAGCCCCCUCCCCAGUCAUGAACCCCCCGGAGGGGGUAGCGGAGGAAGGAGGAGCCGCCGACUCGGACGUGGAUGCGUUUUUCCGGACAGGUUCUUUUCGAAAUGAUGGUUUGAAAGCUGCUGACGUCCUCCCUAUCUUAAAGGAAAAAGUGGCCUUUGUGUCAGCUAGUACUGUAACAGAGACAGAGGUAGUUGGACCCAGUACCAUUUCUUUAUACCCCAUAGUGGAUCAUACCCAUGUUAGACUGGAAGGCAACAUAGUACAUAUGAAAACCUACAAAGCCUUCACAGCUCAGGAUGUAGAGGUGCUCAGGAGAAGGUUUCCCAAGUACUUCCUAUCCCCAUACAAAUCGGCCAAAGAAUUAAAGAGGACAUUCAAUCUUUAUAAUCCUAAUUUUGCUGAUGUGGAAUUUUUACUAGAUGAAUUUUAUGCACCAUCUGAAAAAGCAAGGUUUCUGGAGGAAACCAGGACAAAUGUUAACAUCAUCUCAUGGCCCACAGAGUACCAAGACAUAGGAGUGACAUCAUAUGCUAACAUGCGGUACUUGCUCCAAUCUGCAGCACUUGUUGCUGAGAGCAUCUCAAAAAUGACUGAGGGGUGCCCAGGCACACGGUUCUCUAUGUACCUGAUCUUGGCUGGCUCCGUCCUCCCCCAGGUGACCACAACACUGGAAGAAGGGCUAGCUGAUUCUGUGAUGGCUUGGUGUGAGCUGCCCUUCCCCCUUGUCCCCACUGGUGUGAGUGACUUGCCCCACCUCUCUCUCCACAGUGAGGACGUGUGCAAGCGAGGCUUCACUGUUAUCAUUGACAUGAGGGGCUCCAAGUGGGACCUCAUCAAGCCCCUGCUGAAGACGCUUCAGGAAGCCUUCCCUGCUGAGAUCCAUGUGGCCCUCAUCAUCAAACCCGACAAUUUCUGGCAGAAGCAGAAAACCAACUUUGGCAGCUCCAAGUUCAUCUUUGAGACAAGCAUGGUGUCAGUGGAAGGUCUGGCUAAGCUGGUAGACCCCUCCCAGUUGACUGAGGAAUUUGAAGGCUCCCUUGACUACAACCAUGACGAAUGGAUAGAACUCCGGGUCUCCCUGGAGGAAUUCUUCAACAGUGCUGUUCAUCUGCUUUCUCGUCUUGAGGACCUUCAGGAGAUGUUGGCCCGCAAGGAGUUCCCCGUGGAUGUGGAAGGUUCUCGGCGGCUCAUCGAUGAACACACACAGCUCAAGAAGAAGGUGCUGAAGGCUCCUGUGGAGGAGUUGGACAGGGAAGGGCAGCGGCUACUUCAGUGCAUUCGCUGCAGUGAUGGUUUCUCUGGCCGCAACUGCAUCCCAGGCAGUGCCGACUUCCAGAGCCUCGUCCCCAAGAUCACCAGCCUCCUUGACAAAUUGCACUCAACCCGGCAACACCUGCACCAGAUGUGGCAUGUACGCAAACUCAAACUGGACCAGUGCUUCCAGCUACGGCUCUUUGAGCAGGAUGCUGAGAAGAUGUUCGACUGGAUCAGCCAUAAUAAAGAAUUAUUCCUCCAGAGUCAUACGGAGAUCGGAGUCAGCUACCAACAUGCCUUGGACCUACAGACUCAGCACAAUCACUUUGCUAUGAAUUCCAUGAAUGCCUAUGUGAACAUCAACCGCAUCAUGUCUGUGGCCUCCCGCCUGUCGGAAGCCGGCCACUAUGCUUCCCAGCAAAUCAAACAAAUCUCCACCCAACUGGACCAGGAAUGGAAGAGCUUUGCAGCCGCCUUAGACGAGCGCAGCACCAUCCUGGCCAUGUCAGCUGUGUUCCACCAGAAAGCUGAGCAGUUCCUUUCAGGAGUGGAAGCCUGGUGCAAAAUGUGCAGUGAAGGUGGCCUUCCAUCUGAGACACAGGACCUAGAGCUGGCCAUCCACCACCACCAGUCCUUGUAUGAGCAGGUGACGCAGGCCUAUACCGAGGUCAGCCAGGAUGGCAAAGCCUUGUUGGAUGUAUUGCAGCGGCCCCUGAGCCCUGGUAACUCUGAGUCCCUCACAGCCACAGCCAAUUACUCCAAAGCUGUGCACCAGGUCUUGGAUGUGGUCCAUGAAGUGCUGCACCACCAGCGAAGGCUCGAGAGCAUCUGGCAGCACCGGAAGGUCCGCCUCCACCAGCGGCUGCAGCUCUGUGUGUUCCAGCAGGACGUGCAGCAGGUGUUGGACUGGAUCGAAAACCACGGUGAGGCCUUUCUCAGCAAACACACAGGUGUUGGGAAGUCCCUGCAUCGAGCCCGAGCCCUGCAGAAGAGACAUGAUGACUUUGAAGAAGUGGCUCAGAAUACAUAUACCAAUGCGGACAAGCUCUUAGAGGCAGCUGAGCAGUUGGCGCAGACUGGAGAAUGUGACCCAGAGGAGAUCUAUAAGGCAGCUCGACACCUGGAAGUCCGAAUCCAAGACUUCGUGCGCCGGGUGGAGCAGCGGAAGCUUCUCUUGGACAUGUCUGUCUCCUUUCACACGCACACCAAAGAGUUGUGGACAUGGAUGGAGGACCUGCAGAAGGAGCUGCUAGAAGAUGUGUGUGCCGACUCAGUGGACGCCGUCCAGGAACUAAUCAAGCAGUUCCAACAGCAACAGACGGCCACUCUGGAUGCCACUCUCAAUGUCAUCAAGGAAGGAGAAGAUCUCAUUCAGCAACUCAGGGACUCUGCAGUGUCCAGCAACAAGACGCCUCAUAAUAGCUCCAUUAGUCACAUUGAAUCAGUCCUUCAGCAGCUUGAUGAGGCCCAAGUGCAGAUGGAAGAGCUUUUCCAUGAGCGCAAAAUCAAGCUGGACAUCUUCCUGCAACUCAGGAUCUUUGAGCAAUACACCAUUGAGGUGACGGCAGAAUUGGAUGCCUGGAAUGAAGACCUGCUGAGACAAAUGAAUGACUUCAACACUGAGGACCUGACUCUGGCCGAGCAGAGGUUACAGCGUCACACGGAGCGGAAACUGGCCAUGAACAACAUGACCUUCGAAGUCAUCCAGCAGGGCCAGGAUCUGCACCAGUACAUUAUGGAGGUCCAGGCUUCAGGCAUCGAGUUAAUCUGUGAGAAGGACAUUGAUCUCGCAGCCCAAGUGCAAGAGCUCCUGGAGUUUCUCCACGAGAAGCAACAUGAAUUGGAGCUGAAUGCCGACCAGACCCACAAGCGUUUGGAGCAAUGCCUACAGCUCCGGCACCUCCAGGCUGAGGUCAAACAGGUCCUGGGCUGGAUCCGCAAUGGGGAGUCGAUGCUUAACGCCAGCUUGGUCAAUGCCAGCUCUCUGUCAGAAGCUGAGCAACUUCAGCGGGAGCAUGAACAGUUCCAACUGGCCAUCGAGAAGACGCACCAGAGCGCUCUGCAGGUGCAGCAGAAGGCAGAGGUGUUGCUCCAGGCUGGGCACUACGAUGCUGAUGCCAUCCGCGAAUGUGCCGAGAAGGUGGCCAUGCACUGGCAGCAGCUCAUGCUGAAGAUGGAAGACAGGCUCAAGCUGGUCAACGCCUCUGUGGCCUUUUACAAAACAUCGGAGCAGGUAUGCAGCGUCCUGGAGAGCCUAGAGCAGGAAUACCGGAGAGAUGAGGACUGGUGUGGUGGACGGGAUAAAUUGGGGCCAGCAGCGGAGAUCGACCAUGUCAUUCCACUCAUCAGCAAACAUCUGGAGCAAAAGGAGGCUUUCCUCAAGGCUUGCACACUUGCCCGCAGAAACGCUGAAGUGUUUCUGAAGUACAUCCACAGGAACAACGUCAGCAUGCCCAGUGUGGCCAGCCAUACUCGGGGACCUGAGCAACAAGUGAAAGCCAUCUUGAGCGAGCUCCUUCAGAGGGAGAACCGAGUACUACAUUUCUGGACCUUGAAGAAGCGACGAUUAGACCAGUGCCAGCAAUACGUGGUGUUUGAACGCAGUGCCAAGCAGGCACUCGACUGGAUCCAAGAGUCAGGAGAAUAUUUCCUCUCAACGCACAGCUCCACUGGGGAGUCCACAGAGGAGACUCAGGAACUGCUGAAAGAGUAUGGGGAAUUCAGGGUGCCUGCCAAGCAAACAAAGGAGAAAGUGAAGCUUCUGAUUCAACUGGCUGACAGCUUUGUUGAAAAAGGUCACAUCCAUGCCACUGAGAUCAGGAAGUGGGUAACUACGGUGGACAAGCACUAUAGGGACUUCUCCCUGAGGAUGGGGAAGUACCGCUAUUCACUGGAGAAAGCUCUGGGAGUCAACACUGAGGAUAAUAAGGACUUGGAGUUGGACAUCAUCCCAGCAAGCCUCUCAGACCGUGAGGUCAAACUACGGGAUGCCAGCCAUGAGGUCAAUGAAGAGAAGAGGAAAUCAGCCCGGAAAAAAGAAUUCAUCAUGGCAGAACUCCUCCAGACAGAAAAGGCGUAUGUAAGGGAUUUACAUGAGUGCUUAGAGACAUACCUGUGGGAAAUGACAAGUGGCGUGGAAGAGAUCCCUCCUGGGAUUCUUAAUAAAGAACACAUCAUCUUUGGCAACAUCCAGGAGAUCUACGAUUUUCAUAACAACAUCUUCCUCAAAGAGCUGGAGAAGUACGAACAACUGCCUGAGGACGUGGGACACUGCUUUGUCACCUGGGCAGACAAAUUCCAGAUGUAUGUCACCUACUGUAAAAACAAACCUGAUUCCAGCCAGUUGAUCCUGGAGCAUGCAGGCACCUUCUUUGAUGAAAUCCAGCAGCGGCAUGGACUGGCCAAUUCUAUCUCUUCCUACUUAAUCAAGCCCGUCCAGAGGAUCACCAAAUACCAACUGCUCCUGAAGGAACUUUUAACCUGCUGUGAAGAAGGGAAAGGGGAACUCAAGGAUGGCCUGGAAGUGAUGCUCAGUGUUCCAAAGAAAGCUAAUGAUGCCAUGCAUGUCAGCAUGUUGGAAGGAUUUGAUGAGAACCUGGAUGUCCAGGGGGAGCUGAUUCUCCAGGAUGCCUUCCAAGUAUGGGAUCCCAAGUCUCUGAUCCGGAAGGGGCGGGAACGACAUUUGUUCCUCUUUGAGAUCUCUUUGGUCUUUAGCAAGGAAAUCAAAGACUCUUCAGGGCACACAAAAUAUGUUUACAAGAACAAACUACUGACCUCAGAACUGGGUGUGACCGAGCACGUGGAAGGCGAUCCCUGCAAAUUUGCCUUGUGGUCCGGGCGCACACCUUCCUCGGACAACAAAACUGUAUUGAAGGCCUCCAGUAUCGAAACUAAGCAGGAGUGGAUCAAGAACAUCCGAGAGGUGAUUCAGGAGAGGAUCAUUCACCUGAAGGGUGCUUUAAAAGAGCCGAUACAGCUCCCUAAAACACCAGCCAAACAGAGGAACAAUAGUAAGAGGGAUGGAGUAGAUGACAUUGACAGCCAGGGGGAUGGGAGCAGUCAGCCGGACACCAUCUCCAUCGCUUCAAGAACCUCUCAGAACACUGUCGACAGUGACAAGGUUAUGUAUCCAUCUCAGCUUCAUUUCAUCUAUGUUACCAAACUCUGGUCACAAACCCAGCUUUAUUCCCACCUCCAGGUCGUGAUCAUGUUGCGUGAUGGUGCUUAG
Molecule: messenger RNA, 5891 nt
Organism: Gracilinanus agilis (Agile Gracile Mouse Opossum)
Lineage: Eukaryota; Metazoa; Chordata; Mammalia; Didelphimorphia; Didelphidae
Product: kalirin-like
Exons: 35
Coding region: 426-5891 (1821 amino acids)
Biological process (GO): viral process
Cellular component (GO): cytoplasm
Molecular function (GO): guanyl-nucleotide exchange factor activity; protein binding
Source: RefSeq, a predicted model, not a curated record